UUUUUUUUUUUUUAGUUCGUUUUGUUCUCACCUCUUCUCCACUUUACCUCUUUGUUUCUCAACCGGUGUUGUGUUUUGUUGUUUGUUCUUCUUCAACGUUGAGGAAGACGAUUCUCUUUGGUUGAUCCAAACGAUUUAACAGGUUUUGCUUCCGGCGGUGGUUAGAUCUGCUGAGUGAUUUUUGCUUCUCUGGCAUGAAGCGAUUACGAGAUGACGUCUAUAGUAACCCUCAAUUUAAGCGGCCAUUUGGCUCUUUACGUGGAGAAUCCUGUGGACAAUCACAAGCCCCUGGAAAUGGAGGUGGUGGUGGUGGAGUGGGAGGCAGCAGCGGAGGUGGCAUUGGUGGUAGUGCAAGUGCCCAGAAGCUUACCACCAACGAUGCAUUAACUUAUUUAAAGGAAGUAAAGGACAUGUUCCAAGAUCAGAGGGAUAAGUAUGAUAUGUUUCUUGAUGUUAUGAAAGAUUUUAAGGCUCAAAGAAUUGAUACUGCGGGUGUCAUAGCAAGGGUGAAAGACUUAUUUAAAGGGCAUCCAAAUCUAAUUCUUGGGUUUAACACCUUCUUGCCCAAAGGUUAUGAAAUAACCCUCACUGAUGAGGAAGAGGUGCCUCAAAAGAGGACAGUUGAGUUUGAAGAGGCUAUAAACUUUGUAAACAAGAUAAAGAAGCGUUUCCAAAAUGAUGAUCAUGUUUACAAAUCUUUCCUAGACAUCUUGAACAUGUACCGAAAGGAACACAAAAGCAUUACUGAGGUGUACAAGGAGGUUGCUGACCUUUUCCAACAACACCCGGAUUUGCUUGAAGAAUUCAUUAAAUUUUUGCCGGAUACUUCAGCAACAGGAUCAGCUACAAAUCCUUCUUUUGGCCGACAGCCUUUUCAUCGUUUUGAUGAGAGGAGCUCUGCCAUGCCGACCCUUCGGCCUUCACAUAUGGACAAGCAACGCUUUCGACGUGACCGGAUCAUUGGGCCUUAUGGAGAACGUGACCAUAGUGUUGAGCGACCUGAUGCAGAUGAUGAUAAGUCGACGAUAAGGAUACAUAAAGAGCAAAAACGGCGUGAAGAAAAGGAAAACAGGGAGUGGAGAGAGUAUGAUCAUGAUUAUAGAGAACCUAGUAGUGAGAACAAUGGAGAUAUAAGCAUGCAUCGUCUUAAUGAGAAAAAAAAAUCUGCCCGGAAGGUUGGAGAAUUCGGAGCAAGCAGCACUUUGGCCUCUUAUGAUGAUCAAGAUGCGUUGAGAAGUAUGUAUAGUCAGGAAUUCACUUUCUGUGACAAGGUGAAGGAGAGAUUGCGCAGUUCUGCAAGUUACCAGGAGUUUUUGAAAUGUCUUCAUCUUUAUAGCACAGAAAUAAUUACAAGAGCAGACCUACAAUGCUUGAUUAAUGAUUUACUUGGAAAAUAUCCUGAUCUCAUGGAGGGGUUCAAUGAAUUCUUGGAGCGCUGUGAGCGAGUUGAUGGCUUUCUUGCUGGCUUUGUGAGCAAAAAACCUAUAUGGGCUGAAGGGCAUACUUCAAAAUCAAUUAAGGUGGAGGAGAAAGGGAAAGGUCCAAAACGUGAAGUGGAUGGUGGUAAGGAGAAGGACCGAUUCAAGGAGAAGUACUGGGGAAAGUCCAUUCAAGAACUUGACCUUUCUAACUGUCAACGUUGCACUCCUAGUUAUCGGCUUCUUCCUGAUGAUUAUCCAAUACCUGUUGCGAGCCAGAGGUCGGAACUUGGUGCUCAAGUCUUAAAUGAUCAUUGGGUGUCUGUGACUUCUGGAAGUGAGGACUAUUCUUUCAAGCACAUGCGCAGAAAUCAAUAUGAAGAAAGCUUGUUCAGAUGUGAAGAUGAUAGAUUUGAGCUAGACAUGUUACUGGAAUCUGUGAGUUCAACUAUUAAGCGUGCAGAAGAGUUGCUAAAUACCUUGGAUAAUUAUACAAGUGGUGUAGAUGGCCCUAUCCGUAUUGAGGACCACUUUACAGCCUUACAUUUAAGAUGCAUUGAGCGCAUCUAUGGUGACCAUGGUCUGGAUGUGUCUGACAUUUUGCGUAAAAACCCAUCUCUUGCAUUGCCGGUUAUACUGACCCGCUUAAAACAGAAACAGGAGGAGUGGACAAAGUGUCGGUCAGAUCUAAACAAAGUUUGGGCCGAAAUUUAUGCUAAGAACCAUUACAAGUCUCUGGAUCAUCGUAGCUUCUAUUUCAAGCAACAAGACUCAAAGAACCUGAGCACAAAAGCGUUGGUUGCGGAAAUAAAAGAGAUGAAAGAAAAACAGCAGAAAGAAGAUGAUGUGGUCCAUGCUAUUGCAGCUGGAAAUAGACAUCCCAUAAGUCCAAACCUUGAAUUUGAAUAUGCUGAUCCUGAGAUCCAUGAAGACUUGUACAAACUCAUCAAAUAUUCAUGUGAAGAGGUUUGCUCAACGAAAGAGCAAUUAAAUAAAGUUAUGAGGCUCUGGACCACCUUCCUUGAACCAAUGUUGGGAGUUCCAUCUCACUCUCAUGGUUCAGAGGCCAAUGAAAAUGAUGCUUCCUCUAAGCAUCAUGUAGUAAAAAGUAACGGGACAAAUGGUGGUGAAAGUGAUGGAAGUCCUGGUGAUGCAGUUAUGACAAAUUUUAAGCAAUCAAAAGUUAUCUGUAAUGGAGAUACAAAUGCUUCACCACAACGAAUGAAUCCUUCUAAGACCAGCUUCCCAAAUUCAGAUGCUUUGGCCAAAGAUGAUGGGUUAGUAGUGGCCAAUGAACGGUUAACUAAUUCUGAUGCCACAGUUUUGGUACAUGGACGGUCAAUAGUGGAAUCCACUUUAGGGCGUUCUGCAAGGCCUGGUAAUGGGAACAUUGAGGAUGGUAACGGAGUCAAGUCUAAUAUGGAUGAUAUACCAUCAUCAGAGGGUGGUGAGAAUUACCGAGCUGCUGCUUUGGCAAAUGAAGGAUUUGUAGAAGGUUCUAGAAUUAAUGGAUAUAAUGAGGUUUCUGUUGAUCCCUCCAAAAAUGAAAAGGAAGAGGGUGAGUUAUCACCAAAUGGUGAUUUUGAAGAGGACAAUUUUGUUGGCUAUCCAAAUGGUGCCUCUCGAGAUGGGACCAUGCAAUACCAAAGUGGGGCUGGCAUAGAGACUAGUCGGGAUGCUGCUGGUGAAAAUGGUGGAGAUGCUGAUGAUGAGGAUAGCGAUAAUGCAUCUGUGGCUGGUGAAGAUGUUUCUGGCAGUGAAUCUGCUGCAGACGAGUGCUCAAGAGAAGAGCAUGAAGAAGAGGAAGAUGCAGAACAAGAUGAAGUUGAUGGAAAAACAGAGAGUGAAGGUGAGGCUGAGGGCACAAAUGAUGCACAUUUUGUUGGAGAUGGCUCGUCAUUGCCCUUAGCCGAACGCUUUUUGCUUGCUUCAAAGCCUUUAACAAAGCAUGUGGUGGCUGCACCAUGUAAGGGUGCAAAGAAGUGUCUGCGUGUCUUUUAUGGAAAUGACUCGUUUUAUGUGCUUUUUAGACUUCACCAAAUACUGUAUGAGAGGCUAUUGUUGGCAAAGCUCAACUCAUCAUCACCUGAUUCAAAGUGGAAAACUGGAAAGGAGAACAGUUCUGAUCCCUAUGCCAGAUUCAUGACCUCAUUGUACAGCUUGCUUGAUGGAUCUUCUGAGAAUUCAAAGUUUGAGGAUGAUUGUCGGUCAAUAAUUGGGAAUCACUCAUAUGUGCUUUUUACUUUAGACAAAUUGAUAUACAAGCUAGUCAAACAGCUUUUAACUGUUUCAAGUGAUGAGCUCGACAACAAGCUGCUUCAAUUGUACGAAUACGAGAGAUCUAGGAAACCUGAUAACUCUGUUGACUUGGUCUACUAUGAAAAUUCUCAUGUUCUCCUUCAUGAGGAGAACAUUUAUCGUAUUGAAUCUACAUCAUACCCAAGUGGAUUAUCCAUCCAAUUGAUGGAUGAUGGAAAUGAAAAGUCUGAAGUGGUGGCUGUGUCUGUUGACCCCAAUUUUGCUGGUUAUCUCUAUUCUGAUUAUCUUUCAGUAGAACAUGGAAAAAAGGAGUCUUCAUCCAUUAUGCUAAAGAGAAGUAAGAGAAAAUUUGCCAACCUUGAUGAAUUAUCUGCUGUGUGCUUGGCUAUGGAUAAUGUAGUCAUUCUAAAUGGGUUGGAAUGUAAGAUGGCUUCCAAUUCAUCUAAGAUCUCGUAUGUCCUUGAUACAGAGGAUGUGUUUAUCCGUUGUGGGAGGAAAAGGAAGGUAUCAGGUGAAAGAUUGUCAUCCCAUGACCGUGCUAGAGUAGAAAGGUUUCAUCGUCUUUUGACAUCAUCAUUAUGAUACACUGUCCUAUAAUCAAGGUAACAAUACUUGAUACGCGGUUGAAGAGGUUGACCGCGAUAGUUGCACAACACCAGAGUUGAUUCUCUCAACUGUACCAUCUUUGUCAGUUCAUGGUAAUGGCAUUUAAGCCAUUUUGUAUUGUAAAUAUGGUUUGUCCGUCAUGUUUAGAUUGUUAAUUGUAGAGUCAUGUUCAUUUUCCCGAAUCGUUUCUGGGAUCUCCAAAAACCCUUCCCCCAUUGGAUUCUUUCUGUAACUGGUUUUUUUUUUCUUCUCUUGUAAGCUAGAAGAGUUUUUCGUUUCUCUAGCAAACGUAUUGUUGCCUGCUAGAGUUAUGUAAACGAAGUACCCUUUUAUUGUUAAAAUAGUAUAGUGAAAGCUCUUAGAUUUAUAAUUUAUUUUAUUUUUUAAA
Messenger RNA from Ipomoea triloba (trilobed morning glory), 4671 nucleotides. RefSeq names its product paired amphipathic helix protein Sin3-like 2. Gene Ontology annotation, biological process: negative regulation of transcription by RNA polymerase II. The transcript has 24 exons. Gene Ontology annotation, molecular function: transcription corepressor activity. NCBI's taxonomy places the organism in Eukaryota, Viridiplantae, Streptophyta, Magnoliopsida, Solanales, Convolvulaceae. Gene Ontology annotation, cellular component: histone deacetylase complex; chromatin. Bases 195 to 4259 code for a protein of 1354 amino acids. The record is from RefSeq and is a predicted model, not a curated record.